AUGUCAGCUAACAUAAGGCCAGAAAAUCAGCAACUUUUUGAGGAGCUAAGCAAUGAACAAGUAUUAAUGCACAUACAGCCAACUGAGGUUAAAUUGAGGAAACGUCAAAGGAAAAUUAACACGGAGGUUGGUGAACUGAAACUGAAACUUGCAGAGUCAACAAAAAAUAUAGUUUUAAGCAACAGAGAAAUAAGAUUGCUGAGAUAUUUAGAGCUCACAGAAGAAGAGAAAGAAAAGCUUAAGGGCUGUCACAAAAUAUCCAAGAAAUUGGAGAAACUGGAGGCUAUAGGCCAAGAAAAAGACAGCGACUCUGAGGAUGAUGAACGAGAGAAUGAGAUGGCCAGCUUGGAAUCCAACCCAUCAGAUUCGAUAUCUUCACCACAUUCAACACAACCGCCUAGCCUCACUGAGUCGAUGCAAAUGAUGGACGAGAUUUUGUCGGACACAAAUAUGGAUAAAGUUGAGAAAAUAAACCGUUUGGAGGCAAUCCUCUCAGCCGUAGCACCACUCAGCGGAGAGUUAGAGGACAAGUUCUCACAAACAAUGGAACAGACCCUGCCGUUACUGAAGAAUAAGGAUUGGUCAAACCUGAGCCAAAUUCUUAACAUAGGUGAUGGGGACAGAAAGAGCUGUUCUUGCAGAUGCCAUAACUCAACCUUUGAAGAUGCAAAGUGCAAUGAUCUCAAUGAAACUAAGAAGGCUGAGGUAGGCUCACAGACCCUCAGCACAGGCGACAUUGUGAUAACACGUAUCCACUUCAGGGAGGAGGACAAGUUAAAUGAGAGGUUUCUUGAUGCGACACCUUUUAGCAAACGGGUAGGCAUAAAUAACAUGUCG
Messenger RNA from Iphiclides podalirius (scarce swallowtail), 837 nucleotides. Lineage: Eukaryota; Metazoa; Arthropoda; Insecta; Lepidoptera; Papilionidae. The record is from the annotation of a GenBank genome assembly.